AUGUCGAAACCAGAGAUCAAACAUUAUGGAUUCAAGGAGUUAUACGCCGGAAAGGAGCCCGUCGUCGACGUCGUUGCUAUCCAUGGUUUAGACGGUCAUAGAGAGAACACCUGGACGGACGGUGGAAUCCUUUGGCUGAGCCAUUUCUUGCCCCUCUCGUUGCCCCGCGCUAGAGUUCUCACGUACGGGUAUGAUGCCGAUACUCAACACGAGACAUGCGUAUCGACACAGAAUAUACAUCGGCAUGCUCAGAAGCUAGCUCAGUCCCUUUCAAUGAACCGUAAAGACGACCCUCGUCGUCCCAUCAUCUUCAUCGCACACGAUCUUGGAGGUAUCAUUCUCAAAAAGGCACUUGUCAUCUGCCACAAUCAGACUCUAGAUUCGGAAGGAGUCCUCCGAGAUAUUCUGGUGUCCACACAUGGCAUCUUAUUCUUUGGAACACCACACUCUGGUCUGGACGGCAACUUUCUUGAAAGGCUCAAGCGCUCGGCACCCUGGCGCAUGAAAACGACCGAGGUGAUCACAAAAGAUCUCGAGGCACACUCGUCCGAACUCGAAAAUAUACAAAGUUUGUAUGUCGAAGCGAGUAAGAAGAUAACCAGCGUAUUCUUCUGCGCGGAUUACGCGAACGCCACGAAUGAAAAGCGACCACGAAUGAAUGUUCCAUACCACUCGGCGACCAUCCCGGGCGACCGUAAUGCCACAACGAUUGUCCUCUCGUGUGACCAUCAGAAUCUGGUCAGAUUUUCUAAUUCAAAGAGCGAAAACUAUAAGGCGGUUCUGUAUUAUCUCGACGCGUGGUGCAAGUCGGCCCCCGAUUCAGUGAAGGACAACUGGAAUAUAGAGGAUAACUUGCGCAGUUCUGCCAAAGGAAAUCAUCAUCCAUCGGUCGACGCAUCCUUUAUUUUCCAACUUCCGAUGGUGGCAUCUGCCCCAUCCUCGGUCCAUAGAACCUGUCUACAAGGAACUCGACAGGCUGUCCUCCAGACAAUCCAGAAUUGGGCUGAGGACGAUACCUCUGAUAAACCAAUAUUCUGGCUCUGCGACAUAGCCGGCUCUGGCAAGUCCACAGUUGCAAUGUCGGCAGCCGCGUCCUGGCAUGUCGAGGGAAAACUCGGAGGCCAGUUCUUCUUCUCGAUAGCCAAUAGCGAUACAUCGACAACAGAAAAGUUCUGCUCGACCAUGGCAAGAGACCUUGCCCAACACAUUUCCCAGCUCGCACCCCACGUCGCAGAUGCCGUCAAACGGAACCCAUCCAUCAUGCGGAGUUCGUUGGAGGACCAAUUCCGUACACUCAUCAUCGAUCCACUCCGUCAUCGAGACGGACGCGUAGUUCUUGUCAUCGACGCCAUAGACGAAUGCAAAUCUGGACCUCAGCGAAAGGAACUUGUCGACACGCUUGCUAAAGCCGUUCGACAAAGCAAGAACCUCAAGGUAUUCAUCACGAGUCGGCCAGAUGCCGUCAUCGAAUCGGUUCUUCAACCACUCUCGAUCAAAUGUAAAUUGGAAGACCGGUUGCAUGAUGUCAAACAUCGUGACAACGUAGAUGACAUCGAGAUGUAUGUCCAUCAAUCCCUCUACACUGUUCUACCUCAAGACCAGAGGCAGCGGUUGAUUGAGAAGGCGAGGGGAUUGUUCAUCUGGGCGAGCACCGCAUGUCGAAUGAUCAACAACGAGACGACAUGGGAAACGCCUGAGAGCAUAUAUGGCUCGUUGGUCUCAGUGGACCAACCUGGAGAGAUCGACGAGGUAUACAAACUCAUCUUCGAGAGGACAGAUCCCAAAUACCAUACCAUCAUGUGGAGCAUGCUUGCACUACUCCUCGCUGCAUUCGAACCACUUACCGCCGAGGAUCUUGAUAAUAUUCUCAAGCAUAGUAGACUACGGGGAAAUUCCAAGGUGUUGAUUCGAAACCUUAGAAGUGUUCUUAUCGAAGAUGAGGCAACAAAGGUCAUUCAGUUUCGUCAUCCUACUCUUGUGGAAUACCUGCGACGCCGCUGUCUAGUCCCGGACCUCGAAGACUCGAGCGGAAUGUAUAUCGAUAUCGCCAAUGCGCAUGGUCAAAUUGCGUCCUGGGGUUUGGAUAACCUUCGAUCACGAGGGGGAGGCCUCAAGUUCAAUAUAUGUGAAAUCGAGUCAUCGUUCUAUCGAAACAGAGAGAUCCCUGAUCUAGAGGCAAGAAUAUCAAGGUGCAUCGGAAUGAACAUUCGAUAUGCGAGCUUACAUUGGCUGUUUCAUAUGGAGAAAACGGAUAGCAAAUGGAGAAGCAAGCUCAGAAAUGAAGUUGAACAAAUUAUUCGAGUUCCAUAUGUACUAUAUUGGAUGGAGGUCCUGAGCCUGAUUGGAAGACUGCCUCGAGCUAUAGAUGGGCUCCGAGCUGUGACGCGCAAUACUGUUGAAAAAGAGACUAAGAGCCGCAUAAGUGAAGUAAUGCGGUUUAUGAUGGCAUUUUCAGUACCUAUUCAAGAGAGUGCUCCGCACAUCUACAUCUCGGCGCUUCCGUUCACACCUACAGAAUCGCAUCUGCAUAUUGAGGGGUUAGAUAUGUAUAAGAACACUCUGAAAGUGACUAAAGGGCUGGAGAAGACAUACCGGGGACUUCCAGAAGCGCUUCGGGGACAUACAAGUAGAGUCACGGCAAUCGCAUUUUCACCAGACGGCUCACGCAUUGUCUCUGGAUCGGAUGAUGAGACGAUUCGACUAUGGGAUGCGGAGACGGGCCAGUCGUUGGGAGAACCAUUCCGAGGCCACACAAACUCGGUCACCGCCGUCGCAUUCUCACCAGACGGCUCGCGAAUCGUCUCUGGCUCAUGGGAUAACACGAUUCGACUAUGGAAUGCGGAGACGGGCCAGUCGUUGGGAGACCCACUCCGAGGCCACACAAACUCGGUCACCGCCGUCGCAUUCUCACCAGACGGCUCGCGAAUCGUCUCUGGCUCGGAUGAUAAGACGAUUCGACUAUGGAAUGCGGAGACGGGCCAGUCGUUGGGAGACCCACUCCGAGGCCACACAAACUCGGUCACCGCCGUCGCAUUCUCACCAGACGGCUCGCGAAUCGUCUCUGGCUCAUGGGAUAACACGAUUCGACUAUGGAAUGCGGAGACGGGCCAGUCGUUGGGAGACCCACUCCGAGGCCACACAAACUGGGUCACCGCCGUCGCAUUCUCACCAGACGGCUCGCGAAUCGUCUCUGGCUCAUGGGAUAAGACGAUUCGACUAUGGAAUGCGGAGACGGGCCAGUCGUUGGGAGACCCACUCCGAGGCCACACAGACUCGGUCACCGCCGUCGCAUUCUCACCAGACGGCUCGCGAAUCGUCUCUGGCUCAUGGGAUAACACGAUUCGACUAUGGAAUGCGGAGACGGGCCAGUCGUUGGGAGACCCACUCCGAGGCCACACAAACUCGGUCAGGGCCGUCGCAUUCUCACCAGACGGCUCGCGAAUCGUCUCUGGCUCAUGGGAUAAGACGAUUCGACUAUGGAAUGCGGAGACGGGCCAGUCGUUGGGAGACCCACUCCGAGGCCACACAGACUCGGUCACCGCCGUCGCAUUCUCACCAGACGGCUCGCGAAUCGUCUCUGGCUCAUGGGAUAACACGAUUCGACUAUGGAAUGCGGAGACGGGCCAGUCGUUGGGAGACCCACUCCGAGGCCACACAAACUCGGUCAGGGCCGUCGCAUUCUCACCAGACGGCUCGCGAAUCGUCUCUGGCUCGGCAGAUCAUACCAUUCGACUAUGGAAUGCGGAGACGGGCCAGUCGUUGGGAGACCCACUCCGAGGCCACACAAACUGGGUCACCGCCGUCGCAUUCUCACCAGACGGCUCGCGAAUCGUCUCUGGCUCGGAUGAUAAGACGAUUCGACUAUGGAAUGCGGAGACGGGCCAGUCGUUGGGAGACCCACUCCGAGGCCACACAAACUGGGUCACCGCCGUCGCAUUCUCACCAGACGGCUCGCGAAUCGUCUCUGGCUCGGGGGAUAAGACGAUUCGACUAUGGAAUGCGGAGACGGGCCAGUCGUUGGGAGACCCACUCCGAGGCCACACAAACUCGGUCAGGGCCGUCGCAUUCUCACCAGACGGCUCGCGAAUCGUCUCUGGCUCGGGGGAUAAGACGAUUCGACUAUGGAAUGCGGAGACGGGCCAGUCGUUGGGAGACCCACUCCGAGGCCACACAAACUCGGUCACCGCCGUCGCAUUCUCACCAGACGGCUCGCGAAUCGUCUCUGGCUCGGGGGAUAAGACGAUUCGACUAUGGAAUGCGGAGACGGGCCAGUCGUUGGGAGACCCACUCCGAGGCCACACAAACUCGGUCACCGCCGUCGCAUUCUCACCAGACGGCUCGCGAAUCGUCUCUGGCUCGGAUGAUAAGACGAUUCGACUAUGGAAUGCGGAGACGGGCCAGUCGUUGGGAGACCCACUCCGAGGCCACACAGACUGGGGAGGCGCCGUUGCAUUCUCACCAGACGGCUUGGAAAUCACGUCGGUUCCAGCUGGCAGCACAAUUACACUAUGGAACACCGCAUUUGCCGAGUUAUCCAACCAUAAUGGUCAGUUGACCCAGUCAAUCCAGGAUGACCUUAUCUCGCAUCAAAAUACCCUGGCUUUAUUGAAAGUUAUGCUUUCCCAGCUCCGAACAUUUACUCUCUCUGAUGACGGUUGGGUGCAUCUCUCAGGGAAGCUUCUAUUUUGGGUUCCACCAGACAAUCGGCUCUCAUUAACGUCUCCACUCCUCCUCAACUUACCAACGUCCAGCCCUCCCUACCCGACCAAACUCGACUUCGCUCAUUUCCACUGUGGUCCUUCAUGGACAAAAGUCCGAGGCAGCGUCAAUCAAUGA
This is a messenger RNA of Serendipita indica DSM 11827, 4836 nucleotides long. The record is from the annotation of a GenBank genome assembly. Lineage: Eukaryota; Fungi; Basidiomycota; Agaricomycetes; Sebacinales; Serendipitaceae.